This is a messenger RNA of Cavenderia fasciculata, 591 nucleotides long. RefSeq lists its product as uncharacterized. The record is from RefSeq and is a predicted model, not a curated record. The transcript has 2 exons. NCBI's taxonomy places the organism in Eukaryota, Evosea, Eumycetozoa, Acytosteliales, Cavenderiaceae. Bases 1 to 591 code for a protein of 196 amino acids.
AUGUCAAAUCAAGCUGGAUUAGCAGCUUUGAAAUCGGCAGAUGAAAAAGUAUGCAUUGUUAAAUCAGUUAAUAACAAGGUGUCUAAUGUUGUAUGGAUAUCAUUCAAACCAUUCCUGAACAACAGUGUCGAGUGGAAUGAGGGGACUUAUGGUCUCUAUGCUAGUGGUUCUCAAAUCCAAGGUGGUGCCACCAUUUCACGUCUAUCGACCAUUCCAUCGGUAUCAAAGGGACACCAAUACCCAUUCAACGACUCUGGAUUCUUUGACCAAGCCAAUGAGGUGGCGGCCAAGGGGUACUCGAUUGUCAACCAUUACGAAGAGGCACUUACCUUUGGAUUGACGCAAACUGCAACGGUCAACGGUAAACUAGUCGACAGUGAGUUGAACGCGACCACUGUAUUACGUAACCAAUCGGUAGACUAUACACCCAUCGUAACUCUAUCGGUCUAUGUAUCAUCUGUCCAAAACAACGGCUCCAUCAUUUCAAACGUCAGUGGCGAAGCUCUCACACUUACCUAUUCCUCCGACCCCGAGAAAUCUGUCUAUUUCGAUGAUAUCACCAAUUCAUUUGUUGAAGGUAUUCGACCCUAA